UCUCAGUGUUGUGGUACGUUGUGCUCUCAGUGUUGUGACUGUGAAAGAGGCUGUACUCAGAGUGAUGGAAGAAGACUCAGGCAGUGUGAGGCAGGUGACCUUGAAGGCUACUGACCCAGAGAGCCUGAGACUUACCGAAGAUGAAUCUCGUUCCUCCAACUGGAAACGAUGGGGACCUUACCUGAGUGAGCGUCAGUGGGGCACCGUCAGGGAAGAUUACUCUCACGACGGUGAUAGUUGGUCGUAUCUGCCUCACGACGCAGCCAGGUCACGGGCGUACAGAUGGGGAGAAGAUGGGUUAGCUGGCUUGUGUGACCGUCAGGCUAGACUCUGCCUCAGUCUGGCUCUCUGGAACACCCGCGACCCCAUCCUCAAGGAACGACUCUUCGGUCUCACUGGUCCUCAAGGUAACCACGGGGAGGACGUCAAGGAACUCUACUACUACCUCGACUCUACACCCACACACUCCUACAUGAGCUACCUCUACAAGUACCCCCAGCAGCCUUACCCGUACCAUGAUCUUGAAGAAAAGAACAGCCAGAGGACAAACCAGGACCCUGAGUACGAACUGGAAAACACUGGAGUGAUGAAUGAAGGUUAUUGGGAUGUUAAUGUUGAGUACGCCAAGGACUCUCCUAACAACCUUCUCAUGGAAAUAACCACCACUAACCGCGGCUUCAAGACGGAGACAAUACAUGUACUGCCAACACUAUGGUACCGCAAUACAUGGGUGUGGGGCUGCACCCACGAGGGCUGUGGGCUUAAACCUAAGUUGGAAGCUGUAGGCGUGGGCGGCGAGGGCGGCGAGGGCGGCGUCAGCUUGGUACGUGGGCGGCAUGAGUCUCUCGGAGAGUACACGUGGGCGGUUGACCAGAGUUCGACCAAGGCUUCUCUCCUCUUCACCGAGAACGAGACCAAUACACAAAAGCUCUUCGGUGUGGAUAACUACACCCCGUAUGUGAAGGACGCUUUCCACCGCUACGUUGUUAGCGAUGAGAAAACCGCUGUAAACCCAAGGCAGAGAGGCACUAAGGUGUGUGCACACUACGUGAUCACUCUGCUACCCGGAGCCUCCGCCACUGUCAGGUCUCGUCUGUGGCAACAAGACGAACCCCCAGGGCUGCCUCCCGUACCUAGUCCCUUUCAACACGAGGGGCAGGUCUCCAAUCCUCACUCACAGAAGGGGCAGGUCUUCGGUGAAGCCUUCACCACUAUCAUGCAACAGAGAAAGCAGGAAGCCGACAUUUUCUACAAGCGGGUGUUGAAUGCUAGGCUAGGUUGUGAGGAGAAGCUGGUGGCCAGACAGGCGCUGGCUGGGCUCCUCUGGACUAAACAAUUCUACCACUACAUCGUCAAGGAUUGGCUCGGAGGUGACCGAUACCAGCCGCCUCCACCAGCAUCACGACGGACAGGGAGAAACAGUGAGUGGUUCCACCUGUACAACAGAGACGUGAUCUCCAUGCCUGACAAGUGGGAGUACCCCUGGUACGCUUCCUGGGACCUGGCUUUCCACACCGUGACCUUGGCAAUGGUAGACAGCCACUUCGCAAAAGAACAGCUGAUGCUUUUCCUCAGAGAGUGGUACAUGCACCCCAACGGUCAGAUACCAGCGUACGAGUUUGCACUGGGCGACGUAAAUCCGCCGGUACACGCCUGGGCCACCAUGAACGUAUACCGAGGCAGCGCUGAGUGGGGACAUCGUGACAACAAGUUCCUAGCUAGAGCUUUCCAUAAGCUCUCUCUUAAUUUCACGUGGUGGGUAACGGGAAAAAGGGUCCCCAAAGGCAGGAACUUGUUUGGGGGUGGGUUCCUGGGGGCCGACAAAAUUGGUGUGUUCACAGGUCGCGCCCCCUUUCCCGUGGAGGGUCAUUAGAAAAGGUACUGACGGCCAGCUUUGGGUGGCCUUUUCUGUGUGGUGAUGCUGGACAUGGCCCCCAUAGCCGAACAAGACCCUGUCUACGAGGACAUGGCCUCCAAGUAUUUCGAACACUUAAAUCCCUUUUUGGGGAUGGGGAUCAACGCCUCGGGUCAAGGGCGAGGUCUCGGGGAUGAAGAGGACGGGUUCUAUUACGAAAUUAUAAAACCCCGGAGGAAGGGAGGGAAACUUCCCAUGCCUCUUAAGGUACGGUCGGUGGUGGGACUGGUACCUAUGUUCGCUGUGCUGGUACUGGCGAAGGAGGAGCUACGAUCACUCUCAGGGUUCUACAAGAGGACCAAAUGGUUCAUUAAGAACCGCCCUGACCUCGCCUCCAGGGUGACCUUCCUGAGCGAGGAAGGGUCAGACAGGAUGCUGCUGGCGGUACCCACGAAGGAGCAGCUGCUGCGGCUCCUUCGUUACCUUCUGGAUGAGGAAGAAUUCCUCUCCCCUCACGGCAUCAGGUCCCUCUCCAAGGUACACAAGGAUUCACCUUUCGUGCUGGAGGUGGGAGGAGCGAGGCAUGAGGUGUCUUAUGUUUCUGGGGAGUCCAACACGUAUCUCUUCGGGGGUAACUCCAACUGGCGUGGUCCGAUCUGGGUCCCAAUGAAUUUCCUCAUCAUCACUUCCCUUAAGAGGUACCAUUACUUCUACGGAGAGGCGCUGAGAGUGGAGUGUCCGGUGGGGUCGGGACAGAUGCUUACUCUCGAGCAAGUUUCCAUCUUCCUCGCCAGACGCUUGGUCUCUCUCUUUCUGCCAGGUCCUGACGGCGCCAGACCCUGCCAUGAUUGUCUUAAGAUGACCCUAGACUGUCUUAACAUGACCCUAGACUGUCUUAACAUGACCCUAGACUGUCUUAACAUGACCCUAGAUUGUCUUAAGAUAACCCUAGACUAUCUUAACAUGGCCCUAGACUGUCUUAACAUGACCCUAGACUGUCUUAACAUGACCCUAGACUGUCUUAACAUGACCCUAGACUGUCUUAACAUGACCCUAGACUGUCUUAACAUGACCCUAGACUGUCUUAAUAAGUUCCAGUCUGGCACAAGAGAGACGAGAGGUGCUAGUGCAAGAAUACUAGUGCCAGCUGGGGUACUAGUGCCAGCUGGGGUACUAGUGCCAGCUGGGGUACUAGUGCCAGCUGAGGUACUAGUGCCAGCUGGGGUACUAGUGCUAGUUAGAGUACUAUUGCCAGCUGGGGUACUAGUGCCAGCUGGGGUACUAGUGCUAGCUAGAGUACUAGUGCCAACUGGGGUACUAGUGCUAACUAGAGUACUAGUGCCAGCUGGGGUACUAGUGCCAGCUGGGGUACUAGUGCUAGCUAGAGUACUAGUGCCAGCUGGGGUACUAGUGUCAGCUGGGGUACUAGUGCUAGCUAGAGUACUAGUGCCAGCUGGGGUACUAGUGCCAGGUGGGGUACUAGUGCCAGCUGGGGUACAAAUAUCAUAA
Messenger RNA from Cherax quadricarinatus, 3364 nucleotides. The record is from RefSeq and is a predicted model, not a curated record. NCBI's taxonomy places the organism in Eukaryota, Metazoa, Arthropoda, Malacostraca, Decapoda, Parastacidae.